AUGUAAUCGUUUUCAACUUAAGUUGAAUUUUAAGAAGACUUUGAUUUUAAAAAUUCUGUAUUGCUUGGUUAAGGAACAUUUGGUAAGGUUUUUAAAGCAAAGGCUUUAAAGUCCUUACCAUUAGGGUAUUAUGCUUUGAAAAUAAUUGAAACAUAAAGGUACAUAAUUUUAUAGCUUAGUGAAUAGGCUUUUGAGUUGGCAAUUUAAGAGUUAAAUUUGUAUUCAGCAAUAACACACCAUUAAAACGUUAUUUAAGUUUACAAAGUUUAUUCUUGGAAGGAUGAAAUGCCUUUUAGAAAAUUUGUAUUAGUUUUUGCAAUGGAAUUAGCCAUAAAUAGCCUUAAAUAAGACAUUGACGAUAGAAGGAAAAUUUCAAAAGAAUAUGGAGGUUAAUACUUAUUAAAUAAUAGACAUGUUAAUAAUAGAUAUUAUGAAUCAAUGUUUAAAAGCUUUUUAUCAUUUAGCAAAAAAUAAACAUUUAUUCCAUAGAGAUGUUAAACCAGAGAAUAUAUUGGUUACAAAUAUAUCACCAUUUACUGUUAAAUUAGCAGACUUUGGGGCUGGGAAAGAAAAUCUUAAUGGAUAAGCAAUGUUGAAUACUUUAGUAGGAACACCUUUAUUUUUGUCACCUAAGUUAUAUGUUGCCUAUUCAUUGAAUUAACCUGGAAAAGUGAAGUAUAAUAUGUUCUAUUAUAGACAUGAUUUAGAAAAGAGCGACGUUUUUUCUUUAGGUAUAACCUUUUUAUAAAUGAUUCUAUUACUAAAUGAUAGAGAUUUAUCAAAAUUAAAUGAUCCUAUUAUUUAUGACGAUAAAACUGGAGAUUCUAUUGAUACAAGUGAAGAAUUUGCAUUGAGAAAAGAUUGUUAAGGAUGGAAAAAAUUAUAAAAUCACAUAAAUAAUAUUAAAAAUCCUUCGAUUAAAGCAUGCAUUUAUGGAAUGACAGAGUUUAGUGAAAGGAAUCGAUUUACUUGGUUUUAAGCUUUAACAACCUUAGAUCCAGAUUUCAAGGAUGAGUAUAUUAAAAAAAUAAAUUUAGUGAGAAAAUUUAGAUCCAGAAACCAAUUUAAUUAAAUGAAUAAAAAAAACAAUAGGUUAUUUAAUCAUAUUCUAAUGAAAAUACUACACUCAAAUAUUUAGGAACUUUGAAUGAUGAAUUUUAUCAUAAUAAAAUCAUAUCUGCUGGAAAUUAAAUACUUUCAUACUCAUCUGAAGGUGUUAGGCUUAUUUCAAUAGGAGGAACUGUAGAAUGGAUAUUUAAUUAACGUAUUCUAUUAUUAAAUUUUAGAUGCUUGCUUUUUAUCUUAUCUUCCUUCACUUGAUAUUUGUGUGGGAAUAGCAGAGGCUGGAGAAAUAUUUGGAAUCAAUUUAAAAAAUAAAUCAUCUAUAUGUGAAAGAAUAAUUCAUUUUCAUUAUGAUACAAUAAGUGUAUAAUAUAUGUUUAGAUGUUUUUAGGUUAUGAAAUAUAUGAGGAAAGAUCUUUGUAUUAUGGGAACAAAAUUUGGAGAAAUUAUGAUUAUAGCAUUUGAUACUUAACCUCCUUGUGUUAUAAAAAAAUACAAAGAAAUUGAUAGAUAAGUGUUAGAUUUAAUAUAUGAUGAUGAAGUCAAAAAUAUUAUAUCAACACAUGAAAACUGUGCAAUCUAUUGUAAAUAUUUAGCUUAUGAAUAAUCGUAAUAUUAUUAAUUUUAAAAUAAAUAGAGCUAAAUUCAUAUAUGAAACUUAACUUACAAAUUUAACAUUAAUUUCAUCAGAAUAUUUUACAGGAAUAGGAAAGGAUUUAUCAGUAAUUCCAAUAUUUUAGAUCAAAGAUGGUAAUUACCAUUUAAUAAAUUAGGUAUAUUAAAUUUAAUCUAAAUAUAUCAUAUUCAUAACAAAACUGUUCCCUUAGCUCUAACUCUCUCAGACAAUUAUCUUGUUUGGGUAAGUUAAAAAUUCAUAGGAUCAGUCUUAGUAAAUGGUGAUUUGAGCAAAUUAAAUGAAGAAAAAGGUAAAGAAUUAAUUGUAAAUGCUUCAAAACCAGCUCAUUUAUUAACAACAUUAUAGAAUGGGAAAAUAAUUGUUGCUAGCGAUGGAAUUAAAUUACAUUUAUAUUAAAUAGGUAUAAUUUUAUAAAUUUUAUUUAGUUUCUUAAAAUUGUGAAAUAUUUUGA
Messenger RNA from Paramecium sonneborni, 2150 nucleotides. NCBI's taxonomy places the organism in Eukaryota, Ciliophora, Oligohymenophorea, Peniculida, Parameciidae. The record is from the annotation of a GenBank genome assembly.